UUGUGUAGCAGGGGAACGCAGGUUUUCUUCGGCUCCAUCGUGGGCACUGGCAUGCAGUACAUAACGGUGGCGAUAGCCGCCGUUUGCUGCCUGGUGGUAAGCGGAUAUCGUAAUUGUACAGACUCAGACUGCGAGUCUUCAACAUGCAGCGAACUGGAAGUUCCCGUGUCCGGGAGACCUCGGCGAGACCACUUCUGCAGACCGCUAUUCACGCCACCUGCUGUGAGAGAGGAACUGCGAACGUGCGUCUGCAGGAAGGGCUAUGUCCGUAACUCCUGGGAGGAAUGCGUGCCAAGGAAGAUGUGCCUGCGUUGCAAGUUCCAGUGGCAGAAGGAUUUCCGCACCUGCGCGUCUGGCUGUCCGUCGUCGUGCAACAGGGCUGACGACAUUGUCUGUCAGAUUCCGUGUGCUCCUGGUUGCGAGUGUCCUCCUGGCUGGAAACUGCAUCCGACCUUUGUGAGGAUGUGCAUUAGGGCUGAGAAGUGUCCCACAAAGUGUCCACCUCACUCGUCGAUGCAGGAGUGCGUGUCCACCUGCGAACCAAAGUGCGGCCAUUCUCCGCCUCUAAAGUGCAUCACCAGCUGCGGCACGCCAUCUUGCGUUUGCGACAGGGGGUACGCCGAAUACAUGCGAGGUGGAGUGAAGAGAUGUGUGCGACGGGAGAAGUGCGCCCAGAUCCUCGACUUGGCCGAAGUAUUCCGGCCCCGGCACAGGCUUCACGAAAGUGGAGAAACGUCACUCGUCAGUGAUGUGCACCUGGGAGUAGGCAAGCGCUGGCACAAACAGAGAAGUCCCAGGUUGUCCAGCGCUAGAAGAUACUCUGACGAUAGCGUUGCUGUUGCGAACAGCGAAAAUAAGCCCCCGUCUUACAGAGAAUACUUUGAAACAAACUCCCCGAGUUUAUCGCCCCUGUACGAAACACCUCGUGUCACGGUUACAUAUAAUGAUGCUCCUACAGGAUAUAACCCGACGUCACCACCCACUUUCAUUACCUCACCUACACGAGGUAACAUACGACAUGGCGGCGGAGUUAAAAUGCAUUAUCCAUCGUCUGCUUCAUUCGGGAACCCCACAGGAAGUAGCUGGACUGGUUUUCGAGCUUACCUAUGGGCAACUCCAUCUAGGGUCAGAGCAGCGUAUAGUAAGAAUGAUUACGAAAGGUACCCACCAGCUAGAGAGUUCGAUUUACUGAGAGGUUGCGAUGCAGUAGGUUUUAUGUAUUACCCUUCCGGUAAUACGUGGCGGUACAGUCGAAUACGGUUGGAUUGGUUGCGAAAUUCACCCUUAUGGAGUGCCCUCGUUCGCUACUGUAAUUUAUGAAGCACCUUUCUUUGUUACCACUGGGUAAACUACCAUUUCACGGAUUUUCGAAACGGGUAUCGCGUUUGUCUUCUCAGCAAGUUGACGUAGAGACGAUACCAAAUGAUGUGGUAUCAUAGGUUUCGCAAAGCGACUGAUGUUUGCAGUCCGACCGACUGUUUCAAGAGAUAUAGUAACGAUAGUAUGGGAACAUUACUGCAUUUAUUGCAUUUGUGUGCUCACAUGUAUUCAGUGGUCCAGGAUUGAGCGCUUCGCUGUACAAUGCUUAAGUGUGGUUCAUAGAACUACUCACAAGAAGAACUACUGACAAAGCUCGCAACAGAAGUGAAUCGAGUACGUCUCAUGACCGCCAUUUUAAGA
Molecule: messenger RNA, 1680 nt
Organism: Rhipicephalus microplus (southern cattle tick)
Lineage: Eukaryota; Metazoa; Arthropoda; Arachnida; Ixodida; Ixodidae
Source: RefSeq, a predicted model, not a curated record